GGUGUUAUUCUUCCGAUAACAUUGGGGAAAAAACUGCCAGCUGAUUCAGACAAAAUAAGGAAGAUGAAAAGUGCCUUUCUUGAAUUUUGACAAUAUUUAAGCUAAUUGAUUUAAUCAAAAACAGAUCAGGAUUCCUCUUAUAGACAUUCGAUUAUGUCCCCUAGAUCACCAUGAGGUUCAACAGUAAAGAAUUAACACAUAUUGUAGAGCAGGGUGUUGUAGACAAAGAAGGAAUACUGUCCAUGAAAUAUAAACCAGAGGGAAGAAUAUUCAAGAAAGAAGAAACAUACAUAACUAGACACUGUAAACUGAAAGGAAAUCUGUUGUUUUAUUACAAGAACAAGGAAUCAAGAACAGAACCAUUAGGAGUUUUGGUAUUAGAGAGGUGUACAAUAGAACUAGACGAUGAAAUAGAUAAUGCAUUUAUUAUAGUUUUUGAAGGAGAUGAACCUACCUAUCAUUUUGCCACAAGAACAGAAACAGAACGAGAUGAAUGGAUCCAGGCACUUCACCUCUCUAGCUAUGAGUGUCUUAAGAUGCAGCUACAGAGUCUACGAGAACAGAUCCAGGCCAAGACAGGACGGGACCCAGUCUCACAACCUCCUCCUACAGAGACGGGAAUGGCCUUCGAAACCCAGUCUGGAAAUGCUAACACUAAUGAUGAGCCAGCUAUGGAGAUAUGUCUAUCUUGUGAAGAUUUACCUAAUGACAGUUCAGCGAACCCUCCUAAUCCAUUUAUUGUAAUCUAUACUAUUAAUCCACCACAACAACAGACAUGGGUCCAACACAGUCAUACUGAAGUAGUUGAGAAAACCAAUUCUCCUCAGUUUUUGAAGACAAUAGGUUUUGGUGAUUCAAGUGGUAUUGACACGAACACCAGGAUAAAGUUAACAGUCUACCAUGUCAAGGAGAGGAUGACUGGAACAAUGUCCCAAAUGGGUCAGGUGAUAUUUACUGUACAGGACGUCCUAACAUCUCAUCAGAUGGAGCUAGCAUUACCAUUACAUGGUGCUGUAAGAUUCUUAGGACCAGACCCUGUGGACUGUGGGACUGUUAAAGUUAUGGCCUGGGUAAAUGACACAAAUAUAUCUGUACCUAACGGGCCUGCUGAUGACUGUAAAAAUGACAAGUUGAAAAGGUCAGCAGGCAGAAGACGUUCUAAAAGAGUGGACACAUUACGUCCCUUAUAUCGUGGUAUCAUCACACGGACCUUUAGAUUUGAUACGUCAGAUGGCGGGGUCAAAUUACUUGUUCAUGAAUAUAUGGCGGAGGCCAAACUGGCUUUUGAUAUACCAUUACAGUUGAUAAAAUUAUGGAUAGAUGAGGAAAAGUCCAUGAUAGAUCAAAUAAAGAAUCUAGGACAGCUUUGGUCAUGGUACGAGAAAGAACAGGUGACAGCAAUUGACCUCUGUGCUACCUUAGUAACAGAAUAUACACAGGCAUAUAAUUAUUUGACCAAUUACCUUGAUUCUGGUCCUAGCUUCAAGCCUAGUAUUAAGAAAGGUGACAAAGACCUGGAGUUUGCUCCCCUGAAUCUACACUUACAGAGAAUGACGGUCAUUAAUGAACUCAAUGAUACAACCUCUUGGUAUGAUAUAGUAACAGUAGGAGCUUUCACAGCUUAUGCACAAAAAUACAAACAUGGUGGUCUUAUGAAAUUAUUACAACAUCAGAAGGAAUUCUACAGUGCCGAUGGGACACUUAGUAAAAACACAAAACUAGACAAAGCAUGUCAAUUAAUUAAUAGUAUAUACAAACUGAAAGUGAAAGUAGAACAUGAUUGUCAGAGACUAUGUGGUAGUGCGACUAACGGAGCAUUUAGUGAAAUGAAGUCGAUAGCGGAACACAUAACAGAACAUGUGAAAGAGUUAGUUAAUGUAUGUGAUAAUAAGUUACUACAGGGUUCAGAAGAACUGUAUAAUGCAGUCAGAGAGGAAGUUCUAUACCAAAAAACUUUAGAAAUGUCUAAAAAUGAAUUGACAGAAAGUUUUACAGAUCUUGACAUGGAAUCUUCUACAGAAAAUCUCAGUGGCACUAACUUUAAAAAGAAUCCUUCUAUGGAACCUUGGGAAUUAAGCCGAGUAAAUACUGAAGCAGCUUGUGUUUGUUUAACAUCAUUGAUAGAAAGUUUGAAGUCCAUCGAUAAAACAAAAUGGUUGGAGUCUAUAUCACAAGACGUAGCUAAACUGAAGAAUUUUGUGGCCGUGUUACAGAAUAAAGCUGUGUCUUUUAUGACAUUUCUUAAUAUUAUGGAAAAUAAAGGUCAUUCUAAGUUGAACUAUACAAUAAAGUACAGAAGAGAUGUUUGUUUUUCUCAUGCGGUAACUGCCUUAGUAACAGGUUUUAUGACGAAGUUAACUACACACACUACAGAUACACACUUCCUUAACCAGCUAUGUCAGGUCGGUAUGCUGGUCCAGUUUGAAGGUUUACUUAGUUGUCAUAGUGAUGAGAAUGGUAUGAUAGAAGACAUGAUGGUUGCUGUUGACGAUCUCAGCCAGGUUGUGUUCAGAGUCAAAGUUGAAGAGCAGGCUGAUGAAGGCCCUAUUCUAUCACUUCAUGGGAAAUUAAAGUAUGGUUCUAAUCCAGAUUUUCAAAGACAUUGUUUAAUUGUUACUGUGCCAGUGAAGCAGGAAUUAUUUGAGAGAUUACCUGACCCCCUGCAGAGAGGAAAAGAUAUAAACAUCACACCUGUAUUCUUCAAUAUUGGUAUAAAUGAGCAAGCUACUGUAGCUGAGAGAUUUGGUGACACAUCAUUACAAGAGAAGAUAAACUUUGAUAAUUAUGGGAUAUUGUACAGAUAUAUAGAGAAAUACCAGGUUAAAAUAGGAGACCCAGAUGAUGGUAAAACAGGUCUAGGUACAGUUGGAGAUUUAAUGCAAAGAUUACAGUAUCAAGCCAUGGCAAAGAAAAGUAAAAAUACAGAGGUUUUAAAACUGGCUUCAGAGUUGACAAGAAAGUUACAGGGUAUAAGAUUUACAAGUUGUAAAAGUGCUAAAGAUAGAACAGCUAUGUCCAUCACACUAGAACAGGUGUAUAUACUACAACAGGAACAUGAUUUAGCAUCCCAUGUGUUCACUCAGGCCUUAGAUUGCUUCAGAAGCGAGGGAGUCAGAAGAGAAAAUACGUUAAAAAACAUUGGAUGCAGAAAAUAUGCCUUUAACAGUUUCCAGUUACUUUAUGUACCAAAACUUUACCGACCUCCAAAUGGUACAUACGGUAAUGUUCAAGGAUAAGAAUUGUACCAAAACUUUACGGAUCUCCAAAUGGUACUUACGGCAAUAUGUGUACCAAAUUUUAUCGACUGCAAAAUGGUACAUACAGCAAUAUUCAAGGAUAAGAUGUGUACCAAAACUUUACUGAUCUCCAAAUGGUACAUACCGCAAUAUGUGUACCAAAUUUUACCGACCACAAAAUGGUACAUACAGCAAUAUUCAAGGAUUAGAUGUGUACCAAAACUUUACCAAUCUCAAAAUGGUACAUACUGCAAUGUUGAAUGGUAAGAUAUGUACCAAAACUUUACUGACAUCCAAAUGGUACAUAUAGCCAUGUCCAAGGAUAAAAUAUGUACCAAAAUCUUGUAAAUAACUCCAAAUGGUACAUAUAGAGAUGUUCAUGGAUAAAAUGUUUACCAAAACUUUACUAACCUCCAAAUGGUACAUACAGUAAUGUUCAAGGAUAAAAUGUGUACCUAAGCUGCUAACUUCAUCCCCAGUGGGACAUUAGACCAUAAAUGCUGCCUCAACUUCUAAAUUUAAUUGAUGGAUAUGGUGUCUUUAACAUGCAAGAGAUAUGGCUCUCUCUUAACACAGGUCAGCCAUUUAUCGUCCUCUUCCUACGAACUAUCAUCGUUUUCCUCAAGAAUACAUUUGUGAAUGGUGGCAAGGGAUAGCCGAAAGUUCAUUCCCUGAAAUUUUAAUCCAGGAACAGGAAUCAAACCAGGAACCUUUAUGUUAGUAGUCCAAUGCACUAAUCACUACACCACGGCUUUCUGCAGCUGGCAUUAUUAAAAGAUUAAAUAUGAAGCAAAACUAUACCUGUGACAAUGUUCAAAGAUAAAUAAUGAAUAUAAAUGGUACCCAUGACAGUGUUCAAAGUUAACAGUUGUUGUUGUGACUGAGAACUUUUCAGUGUUCAAAGGUGGUAAUAUAUAUAUAAACAAUGUUCCACUGAUUUGUUAACAGAAUAGCAGAAUAUUUAAUAUAAUUCUGCUAUUAGUUUAAACAUAUUUAUUUAUGUUUAGAAACAAUAUCAGAUUUAUAUUAAAAUUUCUGCUAUUCUGCUGUUAAUUAUUUAUGUAUUGUUAAAUGUCUUUAAUUUAAUUUUAUGAUCAUGUAUUUCAGUAACAUGUGUUGUGUAAUGGCCAUAUUUUAAACAGUAUGUUUUGUAUAUUCUAAAUCUGACAUUAUGACCUUCAUUUCAUGAUAAAUUGACCUGAAGAUAUUUCCAUACAACUACAUAAUUUAUAAAUUUAUUGAAAUAAAUUAAUUUUAUGUA
Messenger RNA from Mytilus trossulus (common blue mussel), 4497 nucleotides. Its product is annotated as inositol polyphosphate-4-phosphatase type I A-like. Bases 171 to 3236 code for a protein of 1021 amino acids. The record is from RefSeq and is a predicted model, not a curated record. Gene Ontology annotation, cellular component: cytoplasm. Lineage: Eukaryota; Metazoa; Mollusca; Bivalvia; Mytilida; Mytilidae. The transcript has 26 exons. Gene Ontology annotation, molecular function: phosphatidylinositol-3,4-bisphosphate 4-phosphatase activity.